Lutzomyia longipalpis is the source of this 4731-nucleotide messenger RNA. Its product is annotated as actin-87E. The transcript is spliced from 3 exons. The coding region runs from base 3154 to 4284 and encodes 376 amino acids. The record is from RefSeq and is a predicted model, not a curated record. Gene Ontology annotation, biological process: mitotic cytokinesis. NCBI's taxonomy places the organism in Eukaryota, Metazoa, Arthropoda, Insecta, Diptera, Psychodidae.
UUCUCUCCGCUGUAUCUUUCGCCGUUGAAUGGAUCAUUUUUCUAACAAUUCAGAAAAAUCGCCCAGGCGCCACAUUUCUCAAGAGGCACAUCGAGAGGAUGCUGUGCUUCGAUUGAAUGCGCAGAUGGAUCUCUCUCCUACUUGGGUGGGAGGAUAAGCAACGCGAUUUCGUGGAUGAAUUUCAUUGUCACACGCACACACCUUACAGGGGAUGAGAAGUGAAUAAAAAUAGAAAGAAUUUUCUGUUUAUACCACAUAGAAAGAGAGCGCGAAAGUGUGAAGUGAAAAAUGUUUAAAGGAAGGAGGAGAGCACAAAAUAUUUUCCGCCUGAGUCAUUGAAAAAAUCACAACUAUUGUACUUAGGUUAACAGAUUAACUUAGAAUUAAACAUAAAGUUUAGAACAGGGAUGUUUUCGACACUCUAUGUCCUUCUGGGAGGAUCAACCAAUAAUCAAUGAAAUAAGACUACUAAACGAAUCCUUAAACUUUUGGCCAGAGCUUUCGACGCUUCUAUGCGUCUUAUUUAAGUGGUCAAAUCUCUUUAUUUGAAAUGCGUCGAUAUCGUUAAUUUUCCAAUUUUAUUAAAAAUCUGGGGUUCAAUUCAGAAUUAAUCCGAACUACGUUCUUUUUAAUUUUAGCUGUGUUUCUUUCAGACACAGCUUUUGUGUACCGAGCAAAAUCGAAAGUCGUCAGAUCGGGCUCAAACUUGGGAUGAGCACGAAUUAGGGUACCCACAUUCCAAAAAACGUAUGCGCCAAAAAAAUUUUUUUUCCGGCCGGCCGUCCGGCCGGAUCAUAAACUUAAAUUGCAAGAGAACCGUAAUAGAUAGACUUGCGGUAAACGGCAAAGUUUAAAUAUCGACCUGAAGAAAUCCGAUUAUGAGGUCAAAUCCACCCCCCCCACCCCCCGUCCACCAUUUUGAAUAACCUCAAAAUUUUGUUUUCGCUAUAUCUCAACCGCUAUUAUAGCUAGAGGGCUGAAAUUUAGAUAUGUUGUAGGGGCCAUCAAGAGCUUUCCAACGAUACCUCAUUUUCGAAAAUCGGUCAAGCCGUUUAGUCAAUAUGGCCGCCACAAUUUUUCAUCGAAAAUCGACCAUAACUCGAAAACGGCUUGACCGAUUUUGAUCAACCCGGGCUCAAAUGAAAGAUCUCAACAAACCCUACAACUCUCUAGAACAUCCGAAGUUUCAAAAGUGACCCCUGGGGGGCCAAAAAUCAAAAACAAAAUUUUCGAUGACUUUUCGAUGAAUAUCUCGAAAACGACGACACAAAUUUUUUUCAUUUUUUGAUAUGUUGUAGCUGACCAUAUUAUCUAGCUUCAUGCCAAAAAUGAAGAAAAUCUAUGGAUCCGUUCCCGAGAUAUAGCCUUCCAAAGUUGGCAUGUCAUAUCUCGGGUUCUACAAGUCCGAUCUUGAUCAACUCAAGCGCAAAUGAAAGGUUUCGAGAAACCCUACAAAUGUCUAGAACAUUGCAACUUUGAGAAAUGACCGCAAGAGGCGCUAAAGUCAAAAACAAAGUUUUCGAAAAUUUCGAACUCGAAUUUUUCGAAAAUGGCGACAUAAAUGUUUUUCAUUUUUCGAUAUGUUAUAGCUGACUUCAAGACCUUUCAAAAAAAAAAAAUUAUGAAAAUCUAUGGAUCUGUUCUCCAGAUAUGGCCUUCCAAACAUUUCUUAGGGUAUGACUUUUCAACUUUUCCCGACUUUGCGCGUAUUUAAAUUAAUUCGCGUUCUAGUUUGCUCUCACAAAAUUGGUACACUGAAAGAAACACAGCUCCCGUAAGCUUGGUCAGCUUACCAGUACAUUUUUGAAUAAGUUUUCACUUGGCAUCUAUAAGACCUUUGGUAAAAAUUAUCACCAGUUCUCGAUCAAUAUAAAGAUUAUAAUUAAUAUAGGCAAGUUUUAAGGAAAAAUUUAGAGUUUUUUUACGGAUGCAUUGAAUUAGAAGACAUUAGAGACAAAAAUGAGAAAUAGACUGACCUUGUGGCUCUUAUAGAUAAUUUUCUUUUACAAAAGUGUCAGCAUUCUUAUAUAGAAGAAAUAAUUUAAUGUAGGUGGUUUACCACAAGAAUCACAAAUCUCACAAUCUUCUCAGACCUAUGUAUUUCUCGUUUUCAUUUUCAUCUUUUUCUAUCCUCAUCAUGAGCAUAUCGGCACUGUUUGAAUUACCAUAUCUGUUUUGAGGCACCCUGGAUGAUGAUGACGAAGUUAAUGAUCAAAUGUGUGCGCGAUGAUGCCUCCUUGUGGAUGGAGGAAAAUGAUGCGUAACUGUGGGUGUUGGAAAAUACACUCACGAAUAAAUUCACUUUUGCUCCCUCCCUCCCCCUCCAUUGCCGCGCAUUUUGUGUGUAAAAAUAACACAACAUUUUUCUACAACGACAUCCGAUUUUAGACGAUUCUUCUGCCACAGGGCGAUUUAUUGUGUAGAUUUUUUUUUCUUCUCUGUCUCAUCGCACUUUAAUUGGAACAUGUAGAGAUGUUUAUGGCAUUUUAAAUCAAAAAGGAGUUGCUUCAAAAAGGACAUAAGAAAUGAGAAUUUUUUUUUAGAUUAAGAAUACAUUUAGAAAAUGAAAAGAAUUUCCAUGAAAAUUCAAAUUAAAUUUACGAUCAAACAGAUCAAGAAUGCCCUGCAAGAGAUCACAAGUGAUCACAUGAAUGGAAUUUCAUUGCUUUGUAUGACAUUCUAUGCGGCAAAUUGCAACGAAAAUAUACUCGGAGAAAUUUGUCGGAAGUAAUCAAUUAAGGUUGAGAUGCGCGAGAGCAGAAGGGAAGAUGAUUGGAAAAAAAAGUUGUGCAGCAUAUUCCCGCCACGCCGCGAUUGGUUUUACGAUCAAAUAUGGUGCUGUAUCGAACAGAAUAGAUGGUAUUCUGCAUCUCUUUUCCGUGGUACCGAUCCAUGUAUGGGAUGCUGAGUUGAGGAUUCCUACGGCUUGUGCGCUAAAUGUGUGUGUUUUUGUCUAUUUCGGUCGGCGACGGUGGCAUCGGGAUGCCACACCAGGCUGACCCGAGAAAAAGUUCGGCUCCACCGACGCAGAGCAUAUAAAUAUUGCCAUAGGGACAAUCCAGAGCUCACUCGCAGUUCUGCAGUUCAGAGGCUGACACAGUGCCCGAUUUUAAAUUCUAGUGCUAACGGAAGACCCAGAAACAAAUCUCCAACAUGUGUGACGAUGAGGUUGCGGCUUUAGUGGUGGACAAUGGAUCCGGUAUGUGCAAGGCUGGUUUCGCUGGAGAUGACGCUCCCCGCGCUGUCUUCCCAUCCAUUGUCGGUCGCCCAAGGCAUCAGGGUGUGAUGGUCGGUAUGGGUCAAAAGGACUCCUAUGUCGGUGAUGAGGCCCAGAGCAAGAGAGGUAUCCUCACCCUGAAGUACCCCAUUGAGCACGGUAUCAUCACCAACUGGGAUGAUAUGGAGAAAAUCUGGCACCACACCUUCUACAAUGAACUGCGCGUCGCUCCAGAGGAACACCCCGUGCUCCUCACAGAGGCCCCCCUCAACCCAAAGGCCAACAGAGAGAAGAUGACCCAGAUCAUGUUUGAAACCUUCAACGCCCCAGCCAUGUAUGUUGCCAUCCAGGCUGUGCUCUCCCUGUACGCCUCCGGUCGUACCACCGGUAUUGUGCUCGACUCUGGCGAUGGUGUCUCCCACACUGUCCCCAUCUAUGAAGGUUAUGCCCUCCCCCAUGCCAUCCUCCGUCUUGACUUGGCCGGCCGUGAUCUCACUGACUACCUCAUGAAGAUCCUCACUGAGCGCGGUUACUCAUUCACCACCACGGCUGAGCGAGAAAUUGUCCGUGACAUCAAGGAGAAGUUGUGCUAUGUUGCCCUGGACUUCGAACAGGAGAUGGCCACCGCCGCUGCCAGCACAUCCCUCGAGAAAUCCUAUGAAUUGCCUGACGGACAGGUCAUCACCAUUGGCAAUGAGCGCUUCCGUUGCCCCGAAUCUCUCUUCCAGCCUUCCUUCCUGGGUAUGGAAUCCUGCGGUAUUCACGAGACCGUGUACAACAGCAUCAUGAAGUGCGAUGUGGACAUCCGAAAGGAUCUGUAUGCCAACAUUGUCAUGUCUGGUGGUACCACCAUGUACCCCGGUAUUGCCGAUCGUAUGCAGAAGGAAAUCACUGCUCUUGCCCCAUCCACCAUCAAGAUCAAGAUCAUUGCUCCUCCAGAGCGCAAAUACUCCGUCUGGAUCGGUGGCUCCAUCCUUGCCUCCUUGUCCACCUUCCAGCAGAUGUGGAUCUCCAAGCAGGAAUACGACGAGUCCGGCCCUGGAAUCGUCCACCGCAAGUGCUUCUAAAUGCUCAAAACUUUACAACAAAAAAAAAACUCAAACCACCCCCAGACACCUUCUCAGCCAUCGCCCCAAAUCUCACACAUCAACCCAAAAGGAAGAGAAAAAAAAACGAGAAGAGGAAGAAAAGAAGAGAGAGGAGGGAAGGAGUUUAAGAUCGAGAGGAUAGGAAGAUUCAUCUAUAUUUAUUUUUCUAUUUCUAAUUUGUCAACCCUUAAGUUUUAUUUGUGAACAUCCGUUUUACCACCCAAAUAACACCCACAUUAACAUCCUGUGGGCACGACGUCAUCCUUCAAAGACUGCAUUUCAACACCAUCAACGCAAAGAAAACAAAAAAAGAAUGUCAAGUUUGAAGAACUUUAAACAGAUUUGAAAAAAAAGGAGAAAAUUUGAUCAUGUGAUUGGUAUUAUGUAAAAAGAAAAGAAUUGAAAUAAUAACGAAAAACAAAUUAA